Messenger RNA from Anastrepha obliqua, 990 nucleotides. RefSeq names its product glyoxylate reductase/hydroxypyruvate reductase-like. The transcript has 4 exons. The record is from RefSeq and is a predicted model, not a curated record. Gene Ontology annotation, molecular function: hydroxypyruvate reductase (NADH) activity; glyoxylate reductase (NADPH) activity; NAD binding. Lineage: Eukaryota; Metazoa; Arthropoda; Insecta; Diptera; Tephritidae. Bases 10 to 990 code for a protein of 326 amino acids. Gene Ontology annotation, cellular component: cytosol.
ACAGGUACAAUGUCCGGUGAGAAAAAAUAUAAAGUUCUGGUCACGCACCCAGAAGUGCCACGAGAGGCUAUCGAUCUGUUGGCGCACAACUGUGAGGUGACCAUUUGCAAGACUUUGCCAACUGAGCGUUCAGAAAUUUUAGAGAAGGCCAAAAGUGUAGACGCCAUAUUUUGGGCUGGCCAUAAGCCGCUCAAAGCAGAUGUGUUAGAUGCGGCAGGUCCACAACUCAAAUCGAUUUCCACCAUGUCGGGAGGCAUAGAUUUUGUGGAUGUGACGGAGCUUAAGCGACGUAAGGUACCACUCGGUCAUACGCCCGUCGCGUUUAAUGACGCUGUGGCAGAUAUAGCAGUCGGUUUGCUGCUGGCAGCAGCGCGUCGCUUCCACGAAGGACGACUAAAGAUUGAAACCGGCACCUGGGAGAACUUUCAUCUCAACUGGAUGUUGGGUCGGGAUUUGCGCGACUCUGUAGUGGGUUUCUAUGGUUUUGGUGGUAUUGGACAAAUCAUUGCCAAGCGUCUGAAGGGCUUCGACAUUGAACGCGUACUCUAUACGACACAUCGUCGUGUGGCGCCUGAAAUUGAGCAAGAAUAUAAUGCGAAAAAAGUCGAUUUUGACACGAUGCUAGCGGAGAGUGAUUUCGUAAUUAUUGCAACGCCCUUAACCAACGAGACCGCUGGCGUUUUCAAUGCCACCGCUUUUGGCAAAAUGAAGAAGACUGCUGUGCUAGUGAAUAUAGGGCGAGGAGGUAUUGUAAAUCAGCCAGAUUUGUAUGAAGCUUUGAGAACAAAUCAAAUAUUCGCUGCAGGCUUGGAUGUGAUGACACCUGAACCACUACCCUCCAAUGAUCCAAUGUUGAGUUUACCAAACCUUUUUCUUCUCCCUCAUUUGGGCUCGGCCACCGGACGCACUCGCACUGAAUUGGCUGUCAAAGCUGCGCAUAAUAUUUUACGGGGACUUGGCGGCGAAUCAAUGCUCUCACCCGCCUAUUAA